Exophiala xenobiotica is the source of this 1223-nucleotide messenger RNA. RefSeq lists its product as uncharacterized. The coding region runs from base 1 to 1101 and encodes 366 amino acids. The transcript has 3 exons. The record is from RefSeq and is a predicted model, not a curated record. NCBI's taxonomy places the organism in Eukaryota, Fungi, Ascomycota, Eurotiomycetes, Chaetothyriales, Herpotrichiellaceae.
AUGGCCUCAAACGCACACAACCUCUUCAACGCGCCGCCCGGUGCCGUGGCCAGGGUUCGCAUCAUCGACUGCACCUCGAGGAUCAUCAGGCUACCGGUCAGCUUUUUGAUGCAACCACCUCUACACGGCAUGCAGUACAUGCCCGAUAUCCCUACGUGGUCCUUUCUCAUUGAGAGCCCAACGGGCAAGAGGGCCUUGUUCGAUCUGGGGGUGCCACCUAACUUUCUCGACCUUUCGCCCGUCAAUCAGUCCCAGCUGAGAAAUCCGGCCUGGGAGAUUCAUUCCGAGAAACAUGUGGCGGACAUUCUUAAGGAAAGCCAAAUUGACCCUGCUUCGAUCAAUUCCAUCAUUUGGAGUCACUGGCAUUUCGACCAUAUUGGAGAUCCCUCGACCUUUCCCGGCACAACGGAGCUGGUUGUCGGUCCUGGGUUCAAGGAGAAGUUCUAUCCCGGGUACCCGGCUAUCAAAGAUGCUCCUGUACGGGAAAGUGAUUUUGCGGGCCGGAAGACUAGAGAAAUCACCUUCGAUGACGGUCCUCGGCUUCAGAUCGGUCAGUUCAGGGCCUUGGACUUUUUCGGGGACGGGUCCUUCUAUGUUCUCGAUGCUCCAGGUCACACGGUCGGACACCUUGCCGGGCUGGUGCGGACGACCUCGAAUCCAGAUACCUUUAUCUUCUGCGGCGGCGACCUCUGUCACAACGGGGGCGAGAUCCGUCCGUCCAAGCACAUUCGUUUACCCAAGGAGAUCCACAUCGAGCUUCCGGAUCAAGUGGCGCCGUGGCUCUGCCCUGGUUCGGAGCUCGAGCGACUCAACCAAAAUCGCUCCCGCGCAGCAGACGACCCCUUCUUCAUCCCGAACCCGGACUUUUGUUUCGAUGCGGAAGAGACUAUGAAAACGAUCCUCAAGGCGCAGGAUGCCGACGCAGACGACAACGUCCUGUUCAUCUAUGCCCAUUCCAAGGCAGUCGAGUACUAUGCGGACCUCUUCCCGCUCAAGGCCAAUGAUUGGAAGAUGAAGGGUUGGAAGGGCAAGAUGUUUUGGGACUUUGUUCGAGAUUUCAAGUCGACGCUCGAUGUGCACAAGGCUCUCGCAUCGGCAUGACAAUUGUCCCUUGCUCGUGAGGGGGCUCUGCAGAUCGUAUAGAGAUAGUGGUUGGGUUAGAGUAUAUUGGUCGUUUACGCCGUGACUUGGAACGGCUUUUGGGUCUACUGGCGGAGUUCAAU